This is a messenger RNA of Lathyrus oleraceus (garden pea), 4630 nucleotides long. RefSeq lists its product as uncharacterized. Gene Ontology annotation, cellular component: nucleus; mitochondrial matrix. Gene Ontology annotation, molecular function: DNA-directed DNA polymerase activity; chromatin binding. Bases 201 to 2000 code for a protein of 599 amino acids. Gene Ontology annotation, biological process: replication fork processing; response to UV; mitochondrial DNA replication. Lineage: Eukaryota; Viridiplantae; Streptophyta; Magnoliopsida; Fabales; Fabaceae. The transcript has 14 exons. The record is from RefSeq and is a predicted model, not a curated record.
CAGAUCUGAGCAUUAAAAACUUUCCGAAUUUACAUCUACGGUUCACAUUGAUUAUCCCAGGGUGGUCACAUCUUUCUAUACGACCAUUCUACCCCUCACCGAAAUUCAAAUUCCCGCCCCUAAACGUGAAAAUCCCAGAAUCAGAAAAUCCAAAUCCUCAAUCUCACACACAAAACAGAACGAAAAGAAAAAAAACCCUAAUGUCAUCAUCAACCACAAACAACAAUAUGAACGACGUUGAUCGUUUGUUCGCAUGCUUCAAAUGCGGUCUAUCACCUCCUCCAUCUGCUUUGAUUGAAAGAAAACGAAGGAAAAGGAAAUUGGACAAGGAAGUUUCCAAGAAUGAGUUUGUAUCAGAAUCAAUUGGAGAAGAAGCCAAAACUCCGUUAUCAUGUAUCAAAACUACAAACGUGGAAUCUUCUAUAGAGAAACUUAAAUCAGCAAUAGCUAAAACCAAAAGCUGUAGUAGUAGGAAGCAGAUCUCUCCAGUUGUAUUCUAUGGUUCUCCUCAUGGAGUGCCUCCAAAAAAACCUACCAGUUUAUGGCGAUUAUUGCAUGAGAUACGUGUUGAUCUCUCUCAGCGAAAUAAACUCAACUUAAGGAAGGAAGUUUGGUUUACAUUCCCAAAGCAGGAUGAAGCAGUAAAAUUUGCCAAAGGACAAGAAGAUGUUCAUCUCUUUAGUUACCAAGAUCACUUUAAUGGCCAGAGAAGGUUCCUUGUGUCUACAUAUACAGAAUUCUGGCGAAGGUACAAAAACAUGCCUUCCAAAUUCCGUCAUCAUUAUGAAGUGAUUCAAGAGGGUUUACCAUGCCACCUUUACUUUGAUUUGGAGUUUAAUACAAAAGUCAACAUAGGAAAGAAUGGAGACGAAAUGGUUGAUCUUUUGAUAUCAGUAGUUUUAGAAGCCUUACAUGAGAAGUAUGAAAUCCAUGGAGAGCGUGAUUGGAUAGUAGAACUCGAUUCUUCAACUGAAGAUAAGUUUUCUCGUCAUCUAAUAAUACGCAUACCAAAGGCUGCUUUUAAGGAUAACUCCCAUGCAGGUGCCUUUGUUUCAGAAGUAUGCUCAAGAAUUCUAAAUGCAAAGGGGGAAGAUAAAAGUUAUGAAAAGUUGUUUGUAGCAAAAGAUACCAAUGAAUCUGCUUGCCAACUUUUUGUGGAUACUGCUGUGUAUACUCGGAAUCGUUGCUUCCGUCUUCAUCUAUCUUCAAAGGCAGGAAAAAGUUCAAUUCUCUUGCCAACAGAGAAAUUUAAGUGCAAGAACUUGAGUGAAGAAGACAUGUUCAUGGCUUCCUUGAUCUGCAACAUGGACGUUGAUUGUGGAAAACUUCUUGUCUGCAAACCAGACUUAGAUUGCGUGAAGACUCUGCAUUUUGAUACAGAGUUGAAUUGUAAUCUUGGAAACUAUGUCCAAAUUCAUCCAGAACUUACAUUAAAUACUUGCACAAGUGAUGUUUCAAGAACAUUCUUCAUGGGAAAGUCACCAUUCCCAUAUGUGGACGAAUUUAUAUUAUCUGUUGCCUCUGUUGGGAAUAUACCAGGAAAAAUUCAUAGCUGGUAUUUAUUCUCUGAAUUUGGACUGCUGGUCUACAGCAUGACAAAAAAUAGAUAUUGCGAGCGAAUUGGCAGACAACACAAAAGCAAUAAUGUGAUGUUCAUUGUUGACCUAAGAAGGGUAGUGUACUAUCAGAAAUGUUAUGAUCCUGACUGCAGAGGUUUCCGAUCUUCUUCGCGACCAAUUCCAAUUCACUUGUUUUCCAAUCCUUCAGUUGUUGUUGGUUCAUCUGGGCUGUCAAAGGAUAAACAGCCAGUAGAUGAUAUGCGGGGACAUCAGCCUGAUGAUAACAACAAACCCAAUUUUCUACAAUAUGAAGGCACUGUUGAGGACAACUCCAAUGAUUCUUGGUGGCUAGAAGCCAUAAAAGUAGUUGAGGAUGUUGAGAGUAAGCAAACUGCAACAGAGUUAAGCACCAAGAUGGUCUGCACGUGGAAUGAGUUAUAACAGAUGUCCUAGACACUGUAAUACUCAGUAUCGCAAUCUGUUGGAUCACCUUCGACCGACAGGCGUAAGGAUAAUAACUUAAUUUAUUUCGUUAUAAUUUGUUAACUUCUUCUACCUAGAUUAUAAUCCUAUCUUCUUUCACAUUUCAGUUCAUUUGGCGUCCAUACCUUAAUUUGGAUCAUGACCAUGAGGUCAACGCUGAAAACGCGGCUGUAUGGACUGCAUGCACACCGAUAAUUCACAACUGUGGAGAAGCACAACAGUGAUUGUGUGAAGUUGCAGUUCGGUAUGCCUCAAAACAUCCCAGAUCCCUCAGCAAGCCUAGGAGAGUGGCAUUUGCGCAAAGUUAACGGCCAAUGGAACUUCAAUCCAUGGCAAAGCUUCGCAAGAUCGGAGUGUCGCAAAUGGAAGCACCGCCAUGACCAUGUCUUAAAUGACGCAAUCAUGCCAUAUGAAGAAAAACCAAGUCGUACUUAUAUGGCUUGGUAUAGAUCGGUUGGUUUUCAGUUCAUUGCCGAGGAUAUGUACCUCUACGACCCAUGCCAGAUGACUUACACACCCGAUACCUCAACAUCAAACCCCCAACGAUAGUGUCAGACCGGAUACACACAAGCCCUGUCCGUCAAACAUUCCGUUCAACCAACACACAAACAUAUAACCAAAACAUGCCAUACACCCAACCCCAAUACCAAGAGCAUACCCCAUACUACCACCAACAAAUUGACCAUCAACCUGAGACCCAACAUCGCUUCGCACCCACCCCAUCACCCUACCAAAGCCGCCUUAGCCAGAACACCCAUCGAUCAUUCAACACCAACCGCCCCUCCUUCUACCAUAGCCAAGAAGCACAAACCUCACAAAACAACUAAAACAUCCAACAACCUUAUCUCUACCAAACACCCCAACAACCUUUCCAACAUUUCCUCAACGCAUCAUUCACACUCAUGUUUCCCUUCAACCGUCCCGGUUGCCCACCAAUGAGUCAACCACAAACCAACUACUCUGGCAUGGGUCAUGAACUCAGCUACGCGCGGUACACCCUCGAUGCAUACUGAAGACUAUGCCGACUUGUCUGACUACCUCAACAGACCAUCUCCUGUAGUUGGUAGUGACGUUCCUGGCCCCUCAGAUGCUCAAACACCAGUGGUGAAUCAUCAACGUGGGUUAGGGCCACGGGUUAGGGUAGCUAGGGGAUGUGGGACCGGAGGUCGGUUAGGUGAUCCCGGUCAUCACCAUCAGGCUUUUUUGUGUAAACGGAAAUUUCUUAUUAAUAUCAAUUGGUCAUAUUUCAAAUUUAUGUAUCACGUAGACUAUUUACCAAAAAAAAAUUGUAUUUUAUACUGAGGUGCCAAUCCAAUUGGCGCCUCCUAUCAAGUAAUACACAUGGGCGCCAAUUGGAUUGGCUAGGACACAUGCCCUAGCCAAUCCAAUUGGCGUCUCCAUUCAAUUUUUAAAGUGGGAUAGUUUGAGAAUUUUUUUCAAACUGGGGGUAUUUUGGGAAUUUCAAUGAAAAAGUAGGUUAUUUUUGUAAAAAAUUCGUGAGACAGCGGCUGAAGCUUAUCCAGAACUUGCUGUUCGAACUAUGGCUAAAAUAUGUGUUGAAACUGAGAGCACCCUUGACUAUGGAGACAUUUUUAAAAUGAUAAUGCAACACUCACCAGUUCCUAUAAGUCCAUUAGAGAGUCUAGCUUCUUCUGCUGUUAGAACUGCCAACUCAGCUAGAGCAACUCUCAUAUUGGUUUUAACUCGAGGAGGGACUACUGCAAAGUUGGUGGCUAAAUACAGGCCAGGCACGUGGUGACCUUGGAAUGGAAAUUCCAAUAGAGAAGAUCUUUCUCGCACAGAAAGUGAUGAUUUAUAAGUGCAAUAUCCAAGCAAAACCGGUUGUUACUGCAACCCAGAUGUUGGAAUCAAUGAUCAUAUCUCCCAGGCCAACCAGAGCUGAAGCUACUGAUGUUGCCAAUGCAGUUCUGGAUGGAACAUACUGUGUGAUGCUUGGUGGUGAGACAGCGGUUGGAGCUUAUCCAGAACUUGUUGAUCGAACUAUGGCUAAAAUACGCGUUGAAGCUGAGAGCACCCUUGACUAUGGAGACGUUUUUAAAAGGAUAAUGCAGCACUCACCAGUUCCUGUGAGUCCAUUAGAGAGUAGCUGAGUUGGCAGUUCUAACAACAGAAGAAGCUAGACUCUCUAAUGGACUCAUAGGAACUGGUGAGUGCUGCAAAGUUGGUGGCUAAAUACAGGCCAGACACACCAAUUCUUUCUGUUGUUGUUCCUGAGCUUACGUCUGAUACCAUGUUAAGAAAUGUGGUUGGGUCCAACUCAAUCCUACAAAACCGGUUGGCUAGAGCAGCUCUCAUAUUGGUUUUAACUCGAGAAGGGGAAGUGUCACAUCAGCUAGUAAACUGAUUUUGACAGAAGGAUGGUUAUGCAAAGUUGACACAUUCAGUAUCUAGUUUGUAUGUGCUGACAAUUUCAGUGACUGAAGCAACAUAAGUUGCUAUUUUAGUGACCAAAUUGUUUAUUAGCUCUGUAGAAGUAAAUUAUCUUCGAGCAUGACUGUGAUGAAGGUGUUUUAUUUAUCUUAAUUGUUCACAUGAAUACAACACUAAAUAUCAGUUCCAUAAAAUGU